CGCCUUGCAAGCAUGAUGUUGUUCCGAAAUCCAAAAUGGGACUUAAGCUGAGCUCAUAAACCAUCACUUCAGGAUCGCUGUACGGCACUUCGGUUCUCCCUAAGCUCUAAACACUUCGGCUGCACGAUUUCUUUCGUCGGCACACUCAACGCUGACGACUAUGAUGCAUUAUGACCAUCAUCAUCACCUCUCUGGCGGCGCCAUUGCAGGGAUUGUAGUAGGCGUCGUCAUAUUCUGCUUGAUCUUACUCGCAUUUUUCAUUUACGCCUUCAUGCGCGAUUGUCGCCGUCGUCCAAUAACUGGGCCGGGGCCCGUACACGGCUCUCCGAUUAUAUACGGCACCGAGCCACUGUAUCCUGUCAUCAGCCGGCCCUGGAUGUAUCGCCCAUGGCCUGGAUGGCGGAGGCUGAGGCAUGAAGGACCGCCUGUGUAUACGUAUGGCGGCCCUUCGCCAGCGUACCCUGCGGACAGUACAGCGGGACGUGGGGCCGUCCCAAAGCCAGGAGCAGACGCACAGCCCGCUCAUGUGCAGUAGGCUCGAAAUUGUGCUGCGCGGGAGCAUCAGCACGGCAUUCGCAAUCUCCACAAAUAUGAUCAUAAUCUACCCCUCUUCAAUCUAUCUCUCCCAACCGG
This is a messenger RNA of Laetiporus sulphureus 93-53, 633 nucleotides long. RefSeq lists its product as uncharacterized. Bases 164 to 535 code for a protein of 123 amino acids. NCBI's taxonomy places the organism in Eukaryota, Fungi, Basidiomycota, Agaricomycetes, Polyporales, Laetiporaceae. The record is from RefSeq and is a predicted model, not a curated record. The transcript is spliced from 3 exons.